Molecule: messenger RNA, 1428 nt
Organism: Antrostomus carolinensis (chuck-will's-widow)
Lineage: Eukaryota; Metazoa; Chordata; Aves; Caprimulgiformes; Caprimulgidae
Product: nephrocystin-4
Exons: 10
Biological process (GO): negative regulation of canonical Wnt signaling pathway; protein localization to ciliary transition zone
Cellular component (GO): ciliary base; ciliary basal body; non-motile cilium
Source: RefSeq, a predicted model, not a curated record
GUGCGGGACCUGCAGGUCAUCGAUGCCUACCGGGAGCACACCAAGGGCGAGAGCAUCUCCCGGAUGCUCAGCCAGGCCAUCACCGCCACCCACACCGUGCACGCCGUGCUGGGCACAGCAGAGUUCUUUGAGUUCCCUCUGAAGAACCCCUACAGCAUCCGGCACACCGUGACCAUCGAGGUUGACCAUCCUGAGCUCAGUGUCAUACUGGACUCAAGGGAGUGGCGUCACUUCAAGGAGCUGACCAAGAGCAUCACACCGGUGGAGGAGGAGAUGUUCCAUCUCUGUGAUGACCUCAGGCCUCAGGUCUACCUGCGCCCCAACGAAACUGUCCGCAUCCCCUUCAAAUACCAGACCUUCUCCGCUGACCCCGCUGUUGUCGCAGCACAGGGACCAACUGGGCUGGGAACCGGUGCUGAGGCCAUGGUGAAGAGCGGGACUGGGCAGACGAGGCACAUCCAGGUCUCUUUCCAGGUGAGCGGGGGGAAGCCCAUUGCGCUUCUGCGGGUGAAGGUGGAGCCGCAGCCCCACGUGGUGGACCAGACCUUCCGCUUCUACCACCCGGAACUCACCUUCCUGAAGAAGACCAUUCGCCUGCCCCCCUGGCACACCCUCCCUGGUGCACCAGUGGGGAUGCCAGGGGGAGAACCUGAGAUGUUUGUUCGCUGCAGUGACCCUGACAUCAUUUGUGAAACCAAAAAUAUGGGGCCUGGGGAACCACAGGACAUCUUCUUAAAAGUAGCAGGAGGACCAAGCCCGCAGAUCAAGAAGUUCUUUGUUGCUAUUUAUAUGGACGCCUGGCUGGCAGCACCUGUCCAGAUCUGGCAGUUCUACCUGCACUCGCUGCAGCGCCUGGACGUCAGCUGCACGGCCGGGCAGCUCACUCGCCUCUCCCUGCUGCUGCGGGGCACCCCAGCCCCACGGAGGGUCCGGGCAUUCAGCUCCCACCCCCAGGAGCUGGAGGUGGAUCCGGACGGUGCCUUCCUGCUCCCCGCCAACGGCAUCCAGGAUCUCUACGUGGGCGUGCGGCCUCGGCGUGCUGGCAACAGGUUCAUCUACCUCAACCUGGUGGAUGUGGAGUCCCACCAGCUGGUGUCCUCCUGGCUGCUCUGCCUGUCCUGCAGGCAGCCCCUCAUCUCCAAGGCCUUUGAGAUCUCGCUGCCGGCGGGAGGCGGGAGAGGCUGCAACAAGCGCAUCACCUACACCAACCCCUACCCCUCGCCCAGGCUCUACUUCUUGUGCACCAACCGCCCCGACCUCCUGCAGUUCAAGGAGGAUUCCUUUGAGGUUGCUGGUGGGGAGGUGUACACCAUCGGCUUGCGCUUCGCCCCGAGCCAGAGCCUGGGUGAGGAGGAGAUCCUGAUUCACAUCAACGACCACGAGGACAAGAACGAGGAGACCUUCUGCGUGAAGGUUCUCUACCAGUGA